CAAGACACCAAUGAACGUCCUGCGACGACCGUCGGGCUUGUCCAAGUUUCGGUUUUACUCGACACAGACCACGAGGCCGUUUGUCCCACCCGCCUCUCUAAACCACUUUGACUUCCGCCAACGCCAACGCGAAAAACCGCGUCCUACGAGCCCAGCCUUCUAUACCGCUCGUCCCGAAUUCUACGAUCAGCUCUCGUCGUUAGAGUCAGCUCUGCAACAUGCCAAGACUGCGCUUACAUCAUGCCACCUCCUUCCCCUUCCUCAAUUUGCUCGGGAGGCCCUCCCACCGCGUGUCAAUGCUUGGGUAGACAAGCGCGAGCUCGGUCUGAAGCUCAGAAGCACCCUCACGACGAGCCGCUACAGACGAGUGGUUCUUGUGCUCAAUGAGCUAGAGACCUAUAGAGCCAUUGCGGAAAAGGCUGGGAUUGCAGAGUUGCAGGAAGGCAUCAGAGGUAUCACAGAACUGUUCGAGCGUGCAGACGCUGCGACGAUGCUGGCGAGGGGAAAGGCCAAACCUGUCAAGUUCGAUGAGUAUGGGCGAAGCUAUACCCUCGGGAAGCGGAAGACGAGCUCUGCGCGGGUGUGGAUCGUGCCUGUCCAACAACCUCCCGCAGAUAAAUCCACCGCCUCCCAGUCAAUACCAGCAGCAACGGAAACAGACACCGCGCUUACAGCUCUUCUUGACCCCAUUUCUUCGUCGAAGAGCAACGAGCCUGUAUCCGUCUCCCAGAUUCUCGUGAACAAUACUCCUCUCUCAACUUAUUUCCCUAUUCCCGCUGAUCGUGCUCGCGUGAUUCAUCCAAUCAAACUCGCGGGUUUAUUGGGGGCAUAUAAUAUCUUCGCCAUCGUACGUGGCGGAGGUACAUCUGGACAAAGCGGUGCGGUUGCGCAUGGUAUCGCAAAGGGUCUGGCAGCACACGAACCAGCCGUCGCAACGAUUUUGAGAAAGGCGAAACUUUUGCGUCGCGAUCCGCGUAUGGUUGAGCGGAAAAAGCCUGGUCUUGCGAAGGCACGCAAGCGGUAUGCCUGGGUCAAGCGGUAGUCAUUCUCAGCAUAUUGCGCAGUACCUACUUCUCGUUCCAUCGCUUUUAUCGUAUCACCAAUGUUCCAUCAACCUGACAAUUCUGCAUGAAGUACUUAGGUGAAUAUUGCUGAGAUGUUUUCACCUCUAUCGCUUGAUAUAACAACGAGAAGUCAUUGCUUGGGACGCUAACCAGAGUGAUUCUUCGUGGUGUUGCGGAUAUCAAGAGAUUCAGUGACACCCCCGAGUCAGGUUGCCAG
Messenger RNA from Suillus discolor, 1281 nucleotides. Its product is annotated as ribosomal protein S9/S16-domain-containing protein. The transcript has 3 exons. The coding region runs from base 11 to 1042 and encodes 343 amino acids. Lineage: Eukaryota; Fungi; Basidiomycota; Agaricomycetes; Boletales; Suillaceae. Gene Ontology annotation, cellular component: mitochondrial small ribosomal subunit; ribosome. Gene Ontology annotation, molecular function: structural constituent of ribosome; RNA binding. The record is from RefSeq and is a predicted model, not a curated record. Gene Ontology annotation, biological process: translation.